Hemibagrus wyckioides is the source of this 1203-nucleotide messenger RNA. RefSeq lists its product as uncharacterized. NCBI's taxonomy places the organism in Eukaryota, Metazoa, Chordata, Actinopteri, Siluriformes, Bagridae. The transcript has 5 exons. The record is from RefSeq and is a predicted model, not a curated record. The coding region runs from base 106 to 555 and encodes 149 amino acids.
GCACCAUGUGAGUGUCUGAACAUCUGAGCAGGAGACCAGAGCCUUAUUUACAGCUAUGAGAUCAGCUCAGAGAAGUGAGGCUUCCCUCAUCACACUCCAUUAGACAUGUUUGUGACCGUGAUACUCGGAGAGAAAAGAGCUGAGCUCCUCAACCUCAACUGUCGGAUUGUAAAUUUCAUCCACUGUUUAAAAGAAAAGUGCAAACUGGAUCCACAAGUGCAAGUGGACUUGCUGGACCGGACAGGUGAGCUGAUGCACUUGAUGGAGGUGGAGCAGAGCAUGGACCUGACCAACACUUUACUGAAAGGCCGACAGAGCUACUUCGUAGUGAGCGUGUCACGCUCUGAGGACAGUGAGGAGCUUCAGUAUUCUGCAGUGCAUGAUGGGGAUUUAAGGAAAAGCCAUCCGGAGCUAGAAGUGAUGUUGAGGAAGCUGUCAAAUCUUUCCAAAAAGCGAGACAAAAGGUCUGCUCUAAAGAAAGGAUCUGUCACUCACAUCAAAACUAAAGCCACUUCCACCUCCACAAAGAGCGCUACUCCGACACCCGGGAGCUGAAAGAAAAGAAAGGCUUGAGACCGAGAUAUUACAGCUUCAAGACGUCACAGUGGCCCGGGGUACGCUGCCUGUCUCACGCCGUCUGUCUGCUACAUGCCAAAAACAUUCUGCAACAGCAGCCUAGGAGGAAAAUAUUUAUGACCUUUUUCAUUUUUCCCCUCUCUGUUUUUGUUCUUCAAACGUAUUUCUCUGCACUUUCUAUUUGUCUGCUGUGUAUUGGUGACAUCGGUGGUCUGUUCUAUUUUUAGCCCAAGCUUGGUGGCAUGACUUCCUGUGAUUCCAUUGACAUGGAAUGCUUGGCUUGGGUCAGUUCUUUGUAAGCAGCCAUACAUACGUUUCAUAUUGGUCAUAUUUAUUUGGAUUAUCUGCAUUUACAUUAUUUCUGAUGGGAAAAUCCGUUUCACAAUACAAUACAUUUCGCCUUAAGAACUCGCCUCCAGAACCAAUUCACUUCCUAUGCCGAGGUUCCACUGUAUACUUUUAUACUUUUGCUCCCACUCUGCUCACACAUCCAGUGCUUUCCUCUGAUCAGCGCGACUCUAACUGACUCAGGCACACGAGUCAUGUUUCACAUCAUGUAUGAACCCACAGCAUUUUACAGCUUCAUAUAAAAUACACAAUGCAAAAGUGACUGUACGAUUCUGUGUU